Bicyclus anynana (squinting bush brown) is the source of this 4430-nucleotide messenger RNA. RefSeq lists its product as uncharacterized. NCBI's taxonomy places the organism in Eukaryota, Metazoa, Arthropoda, Insecta, Lepidoptera, Nymphalidae. Gene Ontology annotation, biological process: cell surface receptor protein tyrosine kinase signaling pathway; protein phosphorylation; positive regulation of kinase activity. Gene Ontology annotation, molecular function: ATP binding; transmembrane receptor protein tyrosine kinase activity. The record is from RefSeq and is a predicted model, not a curated record. The coding region runs from base 9 to 3113 and encodes 1034 amino acids. The transcript is spliced from 5 exons. Gene Ontology annotation, cellular component: signaling receptor complex.
GAGCACAAAUGUGUAAUAAUAACAGGAAAAACGAUGUCUGCGUCCGUCGAACGGGAGGCAGUUCACUGCGCGUGCCCGCGUGCAGCGCAACCAUGCCGCUCUCGCUGCCGCUGCUCGUGCCGCCGCUGCCGCCGCUGCUGCCGCUGCUGCUGCCGCUGCUGCUGCUGCCGCCGGCGCGCAGCGGCGAGCCGUGCGCCGAGCUGCGCGCCGCGAUCCAGAACAUGACGAACCUGACAAUACCAGAGCGCCGCCUGCGCGCCGGCGGCGAGGAGGCGCAGCUGCAGGUGUGGGGCGGCGGCGGCGCCGGGCGCGCGGCGGCGGCGGUGCAGCUGGCGGCGCUGCGCGCGCUGCUGGGCUACGACGCGCGCCUGCUGCCCGCGCGCGCCGACCUGUGCCGGCUGCUGCGCACGCCCGGGCUGCCCGGGCUGGCGGUGGUGGCGGCGGCGGCGGCGCGCCCGCGCGCGCGCUGCCCGGGCGCCGUGCGCGCGCUGGACGAGCUGUCGUCGGCGGCGGGCCCCCCGGCGCUGCCGGCGACGCCGCUGCUGCUGGCGCGCGUGCCGAGCGAGCGCUGCGCCGCGCUGGCCGCCCGCUGGCAGUUCUACGAGCGAGCCGGCGACGACGCGCGGAAGUGCAACUUCGCGAUGACUGACAGUGACCGGUUCGAGGUGCUGCUGCGCGUCGCGGACGACGAGGACGAACGCGUGGAGCUCGAGCUGCGGCGCCGCGUCGCCGGCCUGCCGCUCGAGCUGCGGCGCUUCGGCCUGGACCGGGAGCUGCGCGAGCGCCUCGCCACGCUCCGGGCGCUCGGCAGCGCUUUCCUCUUCGUCGACGACGACAUCUGGGCCGACGACGCGCGCGUGGUGCGCGUGCAGCCGCCGCCCGCGAGCGAGCGCGGGCUGCUGCCGCAGGAGGGCGUGCGCGUCGGCGACGGCAGCUUCAUGCGCACGCACGCGGGCGCCGUCGCGCGCGUCGCGGCCGUGCGCCUCGAGCGCGCCGAGCUGCACGCCGUGCUGCGCCUCGAGGGGCGGGAGCGCAACCUGACGGCGGCGGGCUGCCGCUGGGCGCGCGACCACAUGCGCGAGCUGCUCGGCCGGCUCGGCUACCGGCCGGACGCCACGGCGACCGAGCACUCGGUCGUCCUGUUGCCCUGCGCCGACGACCCCGAGCUGCGGGAGCUGGACGCCGUGACGACGGCGGUGAACGCGAGCGUCUACGGCGACACGCGCGCCGCGUACGCGUACCCGCAGCGCGCCGUGGACUGCGCGGACGAGCGCGCGCUGCCCGCCGCCGUGGACGCCGAGGCCCGCGCGCUCGCGCUGGUGACGUGGGCGACGGCGGAAGGCUACGCAGUGGCGCGCGCUAAGGCCGAGCGGACGGGCCUGCCGCUGCUGACGGUGGGCGCCCCGGCGGCCGCGACGGCGCGCGCGCUGCGCGGUGCGCUGCGGCAGUGCGGUUGGAGCCGCGUGCUGGUGCUGUCGGACCGCUCGAGCUACGCGCGGCGCGUGGGCGAGGCGCUGCGCGCGGACGGCGCGCUGCUGACCCGCCACGAGGCCGUGGGCUCGGACGCCGACGCCGCGAGCGCGCUGGCCGCCGUGCGCGCGAGCGACGCGCGCGUGGUGCUCGUGAACGCGGGCGCGCGCGCGGCGGAGCGCGUGCUGUGCGGCGCGGCGGCGCGGCCGGCGCUGGCGCACGUGGUGUGGCUGCUGCGCGAGGCGCGCGGCGGCGCGUGCGCGCGCGGGCUGCGCGUGCUGGCUCCGCGCGCCGCGCCGCUGGCCGCCGCGCUGGCCGCCCUGACGCGGGCCGUGGACUCGUUCCUGCUCGCUCGCCCCGCGCACAGAUACACCCUGCACGACAACUCCACUUACAGACUAUUGCUGACGCAUCUCAAACAAUGGAACGCAACGGACGCCGUCGGCGAGUGGGCGGCCGGCUGCGCCGAGCGCGCGCCCGACCGCGCCGCCUGCGCCACGUGGCGCGCCGGCGACCCCUUUGCGCCGCGCUGCCAGGACGUGCCCGUGGGCGCGGGCGCCGCCGCGCUGGCGCUGGGCGCGCUGUCGCUGCUGGCGGCGUGGCGCGUGCGGCGAGCGCGCGUGGCGCGGCGGGAGCGCGCGUGGCGCCGCCGCCUGGAGCUGCAGGCCGCGGAGGCCGCCGCCGCGCUCGGCACGUACGUGGUGGACCGCGGCGCCGUGCGGCUGCUGCGCGAGAUCGGCUCGGGCUGCUACGGCCGCGUGCACCGCGCCGAGCUGCGCCGGCCCGACGGCGGCACGCAGCUGGUGGCAGCCAAGGAGCCGCGCGCGGGCGCCGCGCCGGCCGAGGAGGGCGAGCUGCUGCGCGAGGCGUGCGUGCUGGCGCCGCUGGCGCACGCGCACGUGGUGCGGCUGGUGGGCGUCUGCCUGGCGGCCGGCCCGCCGCUGGUGCUGCUGGAGCACGCGCGGUACCGCGACCUGCAGCGCUACCUGCGGCGGCGCGCGCGCAGCUCGCCGGCGCUGGCGCCGCGCGCGCUGACGCGGCUGGCGCGCGAGGCGGCGGGCGCGCUGCAGUACCUGGCGGGGCGGCGCCUGGUGCACCGCGACGUGCGCGCCGCCAACUGCCUGGUGGACGCGCGGCGCUCGCUCAAGCUGGCCGACUUCGGGCUGGCGCGCGAGCUGGGCGCGGCCGAGCCCGAGUACGCCACGACGCGGCGCGGCCUGUUCCCCGUGCUGUGGAUGGCGCCCGAGAGCCUGGAGCAGGGCGUGUUCUCGCCCGCCUCGGACGUGUGGGCGCUGGGCGUGCUGCUGCUGGAGGUGGCCACGCUGGGCGCGCGCCCCUUCGGCAGCUGGCCGCCGGCGCGCGUGCUGCGCUACGUCACGGCGGGCGGGCACCCGCCGCUGCCGCCGGACCUGUCGCCGCACACGCGCGACGUGGUGCUGGCGUGCUGGCGGCGCGCGCCCGAGCGGCGGCCCAGCGCGGCGAGCGUGCGCGCGGCGCUGGCCGACGUGCCGGACGCCGUGCGGCCCGCGCUGCUGCCGCCGCCGCAGUGCUGCCCGCCGACCGCCUCGCCGACCGCCUCGCCGACCGCCUCGCCGACCGCCUUGCCACGACCGCCUGAAUCGCCCGACUUGCAUAUAACUUAACUGCGUUGUUAAAAAUUGUUAAAUCAAUAAAUACUAAUUUGUAAGCAACGCAAACCCACUGGUUAAGACUUUCAGCCUUCGAAAAAAAAGGACGAGUUCGAAUCCGGCUUGGGGCAUGCACCUCCAGCUUGUCAGUUGCGUCAAAAACAUUGUGAGGAAUACCGAAUACCUCAGAGUCUUGUUGACUACUCUAUAUUGCUAUCACGCACGCUAUAUAUAAAUUAGGUAACAUAUAAGAGGUAUUGAUAAUGAUUUGUUUAAAAGCAUAGCUGGGCACCGUUAAUCAAAUAGUUAACUUCGUUAAUCAUUAAUCCGCUACAAAAAAAGUUAGCUUCGUUAAACGUUAAAGCGUUACAUUCCGGAAGAAUUAACGCAAGUUAACGUUAAUCGUUAAUCCGUUAAUAUGACUGUGUAAUAUUACAUUUUUAUAUCAUUGUGUGGGAUCACCAUUGGAAAAAUAAGGAUGAGCACUGGGGAUGUGUCAUAAUUUGUUUUUUGUUGAUUUUAUCUAUAUUUAACAUAAAUAUAGCAAUUUGUUGAUUUUUUAAAAAAAAAAAUCAUUCAUCAUUUCUUACUUCUCUGAACCUGUGUUUCGCGUCGCGCGGUAAAUAAUAGGCAUUGGAUUAACGAUUAACGGACUUCUGCAUAUUAACGGAAGUUAACGUGUCCGUUAAUAUUUUUAAAAGUUAAUCCGUUAAUCAAAAUGUUAACUUCGUUAAUUAACGAUUAACGGAUUAACGAGUUAAUGCCCAGCUAUGUUUAAAAGCUAUUUGGAGGAAAGAAGGCAGUGUAUUAAAAUCAGUAAAAUAAUAAAUGGUGAAAAAUUAGAUUAGAUGUCAAAUCUUCUUGUUUCAUUAACUCCUUUGGGGUUCCACAAGGAAGUAAGUUGUGUGGUAUGUAUGGUCCUUUAUUAUUCUUAUUAUACUUACUCGUACAUCUGUAGCGUUAUCAAUAUAAACAUUAUUGUAUAAACAUUAUCAGCGUAUCCACAUUCAUAUUUAGUUCGUAGAUUAUCCAUAAGUUUACAACGUUUCAAAUUGUAAGAUAACAUGUGGCGCGCACAUGCUGAUACUAACCACUCAACAGCACAUUACUAACCCAAUGUAUUUAGUUAUAAUAAACCACUUGAACAGUAAACGGCGAUCGAUAAACAUGCUUUUCUUUGCCACCUUACCUCCUCACCACACGCGGCAAACAUCAACGACUUGCCAAAUUGUUCUAAAUAUCCCUGUACCUAUAUUGUUUACCGAUGACACAGCUCUAAUUAAGUUAUAAAAGACAAUAAGUUGACACAUGAAUAGAACUUAAAACAAAUAA